GGAGUUUGACAGACUCAGAGCUGCGGUGCGUUGGUCUCAGUUCAGUCAGAGUCGGAGUCACAGACUUCAGAUAAAAAGAUUAGUGAGAGCUGGAGACUUAAAGUGCAGGAGGUCGAUGACAAGAGGUCGAAGCUGCUGAAACUGUGGAAAUGAAAUGAUCGCGUGAGUCCAGUGGGUGUGCUGGGUGUGAUGGCGGAGCUCCCGUCUGGACUGCUGGAGGCAUGUGUGGUGUUUGGGGCCCCCAGUGAUAAACUAAGAGAUAUAUACCAGCUUCAUCAGCAGAAUAAGCUAAAUGAACUCCCCCUGCUGGAUGCGGAGGUACUUCAAGUCCAUGCCCCACCCUUUGUUACCAAGGAGACCAACUCCAACCAGGCGAUUGGUCCAGCGUUCAGCCGUGUCCAGAGGAGGAAGAGCUUCAUCAAGAAGAAGAGGCGAGAUCGUGUUGCGGAGACGUUAUCUAAUGGAGAUACAGCCAAUCGUGCCGAAGUGUCGUCAGUGACAGAGGACAUCAGUGUUCCGAAGGAUCUGGACCUCAUCGCUCUGCCGCAGCUGUGUUUCCCUGGUGGUCUUCAGUUAGCCAAUGAGCAGAAGGAUGACAGUUACCACUUCCUGGUUUUCACGGACUUGUUUGGGAACCGAACCCAUGGGGUUGUUGUGCAGUACUACAGAGCAGUACAGUUCUGUCAGGAAGGUGUUGUCCAGAACGGCCACAGAUGGACUUCAUCAAAGAGUCGUCUCUACGCUCCCUUCGCUGUGUGCGUCAUCUCCAAGUUCCCCUACUACAACGCUCUGAGAGAAUGCUUGUCAUGUCUUCUGGUUCAAUUGCGGCCUGCGAGACAAGGGGACAUCGAGGAGACCGUCAAGGAGUUUUCAGCCAAACUGUCACUGGUCCCUUUACCACCUCCUGGUCAACUACACGUGUCCUUCAGCCUCCGUCCUCUUCAGGUGGUUCUUCCAUCCAGGGAGGAUCAGGACAGCCCAGUUAUCGACAUUGAUCUGCAUCUACCUUUCCUCUGCUUCACGCACACAACGCUCCUCCAGGUGCUGUCGUGUCUUCUCCAGGAACAGCGGCUGGUCUUCUUCUCAUCAGACUGGGCUCGACUCACUCUGGUUGCUGAGAGUCUUCUGCUGUACCUGCAGCCUCUGUCCUGGCAGCAGCCCUAUGUUCCUGUCCUGUCCAGAGGAAUGUUGGACUUUCUCAUGGCGCCCACUGCCUUCCUCAUGGGCUGUCACAUCAGUCACUUUGAGGAGGUUGCUGCCGAGACGGAGGACCUCAUCCUGGUGAAUGUUGACGAUGGCUUCAUCCAGUCAUCAUGUUCCGAAACCAUUGACCUACCAGCCGUCCCUUUGUCUGCAGCUGAGAGCUUCAUGUCACGGUUUGCUGCAGGUCAUCAGAGGCAGGUCGGUCCAGAGUUGUUCAGAGUGUUUUACACCAUCUGGAAGGAAACUGAGGCUGAAGCACAGGAGGUGUGUUUACCAGCAUCUGUGUUGGAGCACAUCGAGCCCAGCGAGUGCGUCUUCAAGCUUUCCUCCUCGGUCAAAACGGGUCGCGGUGUGGGCAAGAUCGCCAUGACCCAACGACGGCUCUUCCUGCUCACCGACGGACGACCGGGAUACGUUGAGGUGGCUCAGUACCGAGAUCUAGAGGAGGUGAAGGUGUCCUCGGCUCCCUUCCUGCUCCUGCGAAUCCCCAGCCUGAAGCUGCGCGUUCGGGGCAGGAAGGAGGCGUUCGAGGCCAACCUGAAAACGGAGACGGAGCUCUGGAACCUGAUGGUCAAAGAGAUGUGGGCCGGACGCAACAUGGCUGAUCAACACAAGGACCCUCAGUACAUGCAGCAGGCUCUGACCAACGCCUUGUUAAUGGACGCAGUGGUGGGCAGCCUUCAGAGCAGCAAGGCCAUCUACGCUGCUUCUAAGCUGGCUCACUUCGACCGCAUCAAGACAGAAGUCCCCAUGAUGGUUCCCAAGACGACUGCAGAGACACUAAAGCACAAAAUUAACCCUUCGCUGGAGCUCGCUGCACCUCAGCCUGUGGACGUACUUUUAUACACACCAGGUCAGUUGUGGGUGUCUGUGAGCGGAGGGAAGGUGAUGGUAUUUGAUGCUUCCAGCUGGUCCCUCACACACACCUGCCAGGUUGGCAAAGCAAAACUGAACUGCAUGCUGGGAGUUGACAAGGAUCAGGUGUGGAUGGGCUCCGAGGACUUUGUUAUCUACAUCAUCAGCAUUGUGGCCAUGGUGUGUAACAGACAGCUGACUGAACACAGGGGGGAGGUCACAGGACUGGCGCUCGACACGGACAAAUACAGCCAGAAGGUGGCGUACUCCUGCAGUGCAGAGGGAACAGUCAUGGUGUGGGACAUAUCAACACUACAGGUGAAGAGACACUUCCGCCUCUCCUGUGAUCGACUGGUGUCUGUCUCCGGCUGGAACGGGAAGCUGUGGUGCUGCUCCAGAGACAGUAUAAUGGAGGUGUGGAGGAACGGCUCAUUGAAACAUCGUCUGAAUCUGCCGGAUCAACAAAAAGGAAUUACAGCUACGUUCAGCUCUGUGCUGCUGUUACCUGAGAGGGAGGAGCUGUGGAGUGUGUGUGUGGACUCAGGAGAAGUGUGUAUCUGGUGUAUGAAGGACCCUACCAAACCGUUCCACCGUGUGGCGCUACAGGACUGCACUGGAUGUUACUGCAUGAUUAAAGUGAAAAAUCAGGUGUGGGUUGGUGGUGUGGGCCGCAGCUCCACCAAAGGAAAGAUUUACAUCCUGGACGCAGAGCGCCGACUCGUCCUGAAGGAGCUUCACGGCCACAGCGACAAGGUGACAGCGCUGUGCUCAGCUGAGGACCGCUACGUCCUCAGCGGUGCCGGCAAACACGAUGGGAAGGUUGCAAUCUGGAAGGUGGAGUAGUGAGUACUACGGACUGGAAACGGACAAAGUAACUCUGUUGACGCUCACUGAAAGGACAGUAUAGAAUCUGUGGGAAAACACAAAGGGCCUAGUAUCGGGAGGGGAAUCAAAUUCACAACCUCGACCUGUAACUGCGUCACAGAGAUAUGAAGGAAUCACAUUUUAGUCAUGUGGAGAUUACAUUAAGCGUCACCAGCUGAGCGGCAUCUCCUGCCCGCUAUGAAAUGGUGAAAUGCUGACAUUACCGAUUAUAAAGGAACAUGAAGGACACAUGAAGACUGAAAAAAGAAAAGUGGACGCAGACAAGUUCUGCCGGAUUUUGACUUUUAAACCAAACUGCUUCACUUUACUGAAGGUUUAUACAUUUUGAGCAUUUAUGUUCCACUCCUCCCAUGCAUUAUGUAAUGCUGUACCCUGUUUAUUGUGAGUUUAAUCACACUAGUGUUACGUGGGAACAUCGUGUGACUGAGCCGAGCCUCCAGCUGUGUCUUUGAGCCGAAUCCCGCAGCUCGAACUACCCUGAAAAUAAAACUGGAGAGUUCGCCGUCGCUGCGGGGAAGCUUAUUAUGAUGGAAGUUAUCCUUUGAUGGAAAACACACAGAGGAGAGUGAUGGGAAGAAGAUACAGAGCUGGGACUCGUGACACACCACCGACACGUGAUGUACAGUGAGGUGUGUCUCAGAGGAACUGAAGAACGUCCUGCAACAACUGGAGUCUGUCAGCAAUUAAAAAUGCAUAAUAAGGACCAAUCCUCUCAGUAUAAACCUGAUAUUUACCUUGCUGUUAAAGUUUCUACAUUUUUCUUUACAGAUAUAGUUUGAUCCGUUUUAACAAGGAAGGGUUUUGUCUCACACAGAGGAUAUGAAGGUCCUAGUCAACAAACCCAAGUUCCUGGCUUUAAAACACUUAAUGCAUAUUUGAAUGAAGAUAUUUAUCAUUUAAGGAAAAACACAAGCCAUAAAACACAUAUGUUAAAUAUCUAUUUAUAUUCUGUAGACAUUAGUGUUUUCUACAGUGUUACAAGUAUUUACAAAGUGAAACCAGACAGACUGAUGAUAUUGAUUCUUCAAAUAUGGAGAAUGUUGUUUUCUUACUUUUCGUGUCCCAUGCAACAAGUAAACUUUCUGUGAUUCCUGAAAAUUACUUUUAUGAAGAAAGUGCACUUUUUAACUUUUUAACAAAACAUUACCGGUGGGAUUUAAGCAAUAAAACAUUUGAUCGAGGUUCGAUCAAAGGUUUAACUCCUCGUUUACUAAUGAAUCUAUACAGUUUAUAUAACAGUUGAACAUAAACGUGACAUGUAUUACAAAACUGAUAUCUACUACAACUCAACCAAUGUAUUUAUAUAUAUUUUUUUCCAACUGAAUUUUUUUAAUGACCAUAUGAAACUGCACAAUAUUUCUUCUGAAAGAUUGUUAACAAAGUGUUUUUAAAGCAACAGUGAUCAAUACACUAUU
Molecule: messenger RNA, 4358 nt
Organism: Paralichthys olivaceus (Japanese flounder)
Lineage: Eukaryota; Metazoa; Chordata; Actinopteri; Pleuronectiformes; Paralichthyidae
Source: RefSeq, a predicted model, not a curated record